GAAGCCGCGAUAAUUGGGAAACUCGGAAAAGAGAAGCUGCCGCCGCGUGGACCCAGCCAGCUCCAGGGGCCGUGAGCGCAGCUGGAGCCUCCCCCGCCUGUUAGUUAGAGACAAAAUGCGCCUGCCAGCCUGAGCAAGGCCUGGCCUGCGGAGCGGGGCUGCCCGUGCUCCCCAGUGCUUUGCACCCGCGUGCAGCAGGCCGCCGCCUGGCGUCCUCAGAGAGGAGCCUGCUGGGCGCUCGCUGAAAACAGGAACCUGCCCCUCCGCGGGGCCCGCGCCUCCUCGUUCUCGCAGAGGAAGUGUGUGGCAUGUUUAGCAACUGCUGCUCUUCUCGAUAGCAUGGGCUUGUCUCUACCCCGCGGAGGCCCGGCCGCCCGCUCACUCUGCGGGAGCAGCAGCGGCUGACGGAGAGGCCGUGACGGGGACCCUCGCCAGCUACUCCCCAGGGCCACCAUGUCCAGCCUUUGAAGGCUCCGCGCGUCCUCCGCAGCCCGGGCAGCGAGGGACAUGGGGAACAGCAUGCGAUCCGCCCCGGCGCCGCCCGAGCCCGAGAGGCCUCUGUCCUGCUCAGACGGACUGGACAGCGACUUCCUGGCCGUGCUGACCGAUUACCCAUCUCCUGACAUCAGCCCCCCAAUAUUCCGCCGAGGGGAGAAGCUGCGUGUGAUUUCUGACGAAGGGGGCUGGUGGAAAGCCAUUUCCCUCAGCACCGGGCGUGAGAACUACAUCCCCGGGAUCUGUGUGGCCAGAGUUUACCACGGCUGGCUGUUCGAAGGGCUGGGCAGAGACAAGGCCGAGGAGCUGCUGCAGCUGCCCGACACGAAGAUCGGCUCCUUCAUGAUCCGGGAGAGCGAGACGAAGAAAGGCUUCUACUCCCUCUCGGUGCGGCACCGGCAGGUCAAGCACUACCGCAUCUUCCGCCUGCCCAACAACUGGUACUACAUCUCGCCGCGGCUCACCUUCCAGUGCCUGGAGGACCUGGUCAACCACUACUCCGAGGUGGCCGACGGCCUGUGCUGCGUGCUGACCACACCCUGCCUCACCCAGAGCACCGCUGCCCCGGCCGUGAGGGCCUCCGACUCGCCCGUCACCCUGCGCCAGAAGACCCUGGACUGGAGGAAGAUGUCCAGGCUGCAGGAGGACCCCGAGGGCGCGGGGAACCCACUGGGCGUGGACGAGUCCCUCUUCAGCUACGGCCUGCGGGAGAGCAUCGCCUCCUACCUGUCCCUGGCGGGCGACAGCGGCGCGCCCCUGGACCGCAAGAAGAAGAGCAUCUCCCUGCUGUACAGCGGGAGCAAGAGGAAGAGCGCCUUCUUCUCGUCCUCGCCGCCCUACUUCGAGGACUAGCCCAGGGCGGACGGGCAGCCGCACGGGGUGCCCAGCGGGAACAGGCUCUGGACCGUCACCUGGGGUCCAGCCGAGAGGCUCGGUCGCCUGGUCCCCGGGAACCUCACGUCUUCCAGAUGCCACGAGAAGCUGCCUGAGCUCACGCACCCACCUCCUCUGUCCACAUCGUGACGCAGGGCCCCUCCCUGGCGUCGGGCCAGUCCUGGACGUCACCGGAUGUCGACUCGCGACAUGA
Messenger RNA from Myotis davidii, 1582 nucleotides. It is a transcript of the gene SLA, whose product is annotated as Src-like-adaptor. The record is from RefSeq and is a predicted model, not a curated record. Lineage: Eukaryota; Metazoa; Chordata; Mammalia; Chiroptera; Vespertilionidae. Gene Ontology annotation, molecular function: protein binding. Bases 508 to 1347 code for a protein of 279 amino acids. The transcript has 8 exons.